UCAACGGCCUCCACUUUCAGACCUUCGGCGCCUGACAAAGCAGGUCCGUCUAUUUGUCCUCGGAGACCCGGAAGGCUGCCAAAGACCAGGCUCCGAGAUUCAAGAUUCGCAGAUUCGCAGACCCUGUCCUGGAGCAGCCUAGGGGAGCCUGAGCAUCAAGAGAUGAGCUUCCUAGAGCAAGGAGACAGUUCCUCAUGGCCUUCACUAGCCACAACCACCAGUUCAGAGAUAAUCCAUGGGAAACGGGGGGCCAAGGCAUCGAGAUGGACAAGGCAGGAGGCUGUGGAGGAAGGAGAGUCAUCAGGUCUGGAGGAAGGUCCCCUGUCCAGGCCAGCUGCUGAGUCCACCAGGCUGGAAGCCACAUUCCCAGAGGCCACACCCUUGGCCAAAGCUGCUCCCUUGGCCAGGGUGGGCACCCCGCCCACAGGGUGGGACCUCUCCCCCCUUCACUCUGCAGCCUCAGCUGCCGGCUCCAGCACAGAUGAUCUGGAGCUGGCCAUAGAGUUCCCAGUCACAGAAGCCUGGGGCUUCGAACUUGAAGGCCCCAGGGAAGAAAGGCCUGCCCCGUGCCCAUCUCCACAGGCCCCGUUACUCAGCCUGGGUUGGGAGGAUGAGCUGCGGAAGCCAGGGGCCCAGGUCUACAUGCACUUCAUGCAGGAACACACCUGCUAUGAUGCCAUGGCAACCAGCUCCAAGCUGGUCAUCUUUGACACCACGCUGGAGAUCAAGAAGGCCUUCUUUGCCCUGGUGGCCAAUGGUGUGCGGGCAGCACCUCUAUGGGACAGCAAGAAGCAGAGCUUUGUGGGGAUGCUCACCAUCACGGACUUCAUCCUGGUUCUGCACAGAUACUACAGGUCCCCCCUGGUCCAGAUCUAUGAGAUCGAAGAACAUAAAAUCGAGACCUGGAGGGAGAUCUACCUUCAAGGCUGCUUCAAGCCUCUGGUCUCCAUCUCUCCCAAUGACAGCCUGUUCGAAGCCGUCUAUGUCCUCAUUAAGAACCGGAUCCAUCGUCUGCCGGUCCUGGACCCGGUCUCUGGCACAGUGCUCUACAUCCUCACACACAAGCGGCUGCUCAAAUUCCUGCACAUUUUCGGUGCCCUGCUGCCCCGGCCCUCCUUCCUCUACCGUACUAUCCAAGAUUUGGGUAUUGGCACAUUCCGGGAUUUGGCUGUGGUGCUAGAAACUGCACCUGUCCUUACAGCACUGGACAUCUUUGUGGACCGGCGUGUGUCUGCCCUGCCUGUGGUCAAUGAAUCUGGUCAGGUCGUGGGACUCUACUCCCGCUUUGAUGUGAUCCAUCUGGCUGCCCAGCAAACCUACAACCACCUAGACAUGAGUGUGGGAGAGGCCCUGCGCCAGAGGACGCUGUGUCUGGAGGGAGUCCUUUCCUGCCAGCCCCAUGAGAGCCUGGGAGAAGUCAUUGACAGGAUUGCUCGUGAACAGGUACACCGGCUGGUGCUAGUAGACGAGACCCAGCAUCUCCUGGGCGUGGUCUCCCUCUCCGACAUCCUUCAGGCGCUGGUGCUCAGCCCUGCUGGCAUUGACGCCCUCGGUGCCUGAGAAGACCGGAGUCCACACUCCCAUACCCCUCGCCUUCCACACCCUGAAGACAAUGAAGGGAGCCGGGGGACUCAGACUUCAUCUUCCCUCACCUGUUUGCCAGUUCAGCUCUGGUCCAGGCUUCUCCAGCCUCCCUGAUUUUCCUUGCCCUGUCUAUACUCCCAAAAGUUCUUGGGCAUGCCCAGUCACUGUUGUAUGAUGACAUUAAGGAGAACAACUGAGUCAAGUCUGGAAGUCCCUGAAGCAGAGGCACUGGAACUACCCCAGGGCCAUCUGUGCCCCAUAUGCACUCAUAUGCCUUUCCCCCACCUGGAUCCCAGCUGGUCAGAGCCUGUGGGCUUAUUGAGGACUCUGGACUCCUUGGCUUCUGGACUGUUUGGCUCGUGCCCCAAGCUCCUGGGAGUCCCAGUCAUUCUUUCCCUGUGGGUACCACUUUAGUGGCUCCCCACAACUUUGCCACUGCCCUCCUGGCAUUGUCAUUUUAGGGCUGCUAGGGUCACAAUGGAACAAUAGUUAAUUGUAGAAUUGUCUGUUGGCAUGAGGUCCUCUCUCCAUGGUAGUCCAGAAAACUACUUAUCUCUCACCAGUGACAGAUGGCCUUGUAUUUGGAACCCUGAGAAUAAGCAAUCAGACAAAUGCAAAAAGAACAAGCCAUGAACUUGUAUUUUAUAGAUUCCACUCAAAAUGCUAGUUGUUUAACCUGAACUUAUGACUUUCUGAAUGUAAAAACUUGAAGGAAAAGCCUGCAAUUGACAAAAGCAACAAAUGGCAUUUCUUUGGUGCAUAGAAUGUUAUUCCACUGACUUUUUAAAAAUCUUUUCUUUAAAGUGACAAUCAUAAAAUAUUUAUUAAUUAUUUACGUGGUAGGUAAAACCCAGUCUACAAACUCUAACCUGCAAGAAACACCUAUUUUUCUGACACUGAAUGCAGUUUCUAUUAUGAACCCCAUACCAGGUGGUGGAAAUUAAUCUCAGUCAAUUUGGGAUCUUUUCCCCAUGUUUUCCUGGGACUAAGCUUUGGGGGCUUUAAGUAGUGUAAGGAUGUGUUCCUCAGUCCAGCAUCCACCAUGCCAACACCUGCUAAAACAUCCCCGUUCCCAUCUGGUUGGUGGUUGGUCGGCCAUUGAUGUGCAUGGUCACUCCCACGUGCUCCCUCACUCCCAGAACCUCUUAGGGCCUGCCUGUGCUUAGGGCAAGCAGGACAUUUUAGCUCCUGGCCCUGCAUCCCUCUGGGCUUUGGAAGUCCUUUGAGGCUGUUCCAGGCCCAUGUACUGACAUACUGAGAUGUACAGUCAGUAGCCUGUUCUAUCCUGCAUCUUACCAUUUUUCUACUGUCUACUGGGAACACAGGGCCCAGGGCUCUUCUACUCCUAAACUCUCCAGACCUGUAUGGGGUGUUUGUCAUACAUACCCCUUCCCCUUCAGACUUUCCCUCUUUUCUUAGGGACCCUAUAAAAGUCCACAGUCUCUUCUUCUCCAGCCCAUCCCCACCUAUGGAAUCUUUAACCAAUGGGGAGAGAGGAAGCCUUCAUUCUCUAACCCAUCAUAUAUGCCACCAAAUCCAUUGUCUGUGUCCUGAGUUCUUGCCACCCACUUGAGGAUCAACCCUUUGAAACUCCAAAGCCAAGACUAGGCUUCUCCUCUGUCACCCUCCCCUGGGGAAUAGGUACUGAAGUUCCAGUUGUCUCAUGCAGGAAGGGUAGGUUAAUAUUUCUGAAAUGUGAUCUUGCCCCCAUUACCUCCCUGAGUUGCAGAGUGGAGACAUUUGUGCUUGAUCUGUCAGGCAGUAAAUGAAGUUAUUUUCUCACCAAUCACUUUGCCAGAUACCAAGAGUCAGUGCUGACUCUGCUCUGUCUCUACCCAGGAAGGUGUGAAGUCUUAGGCUCAAGUGGGAGGAUGGGAUGGGGGUGAUAGUUGGGUCUGGGCCAAAGGAAGAUCUCUCAAGUGACAAUGUCCUUCAGGAGCUUGGGGUGGGCUGCCUCCAGCAAGUGCUGGCUGGAGAGUGUAAUAAGUUGGUCCCUUGUCGAUGUGCCUUUGAAUGGCUAUGCCUGAGACAGAACUUCAGGGGUGAUAGCAAGGCUGAGGAAGUCAUCAGCUUCCCUUUGGCUCCCCUCACACCUUCCUGAGAACAUAUACAUCUCUACCUGUCUGGGCUCACCAUCCUGGGGACCUGGCAGAACUCCUCCUUGGGCCCCUCUGUGAGGGACCAUCCCUCUUCACUGUCUCAGAUCCCUCCUCUGACCAAGCUUGACCCUCAACUCCUGGCCUGCCGUUACAGCCAUCAUGGCUACCAGAAAAAGAGGUGUAGAAUUUCCAUGGGGGCUGCAACUACUUCCGCCCUAGCUCAGAAUAACCCUGCCCUAAGGUGCAGCCUGCCUGCUGUCCCACCAUUCCUGAGCGGGGGCCCGGCUGCUUUAACAGGCAUUGUUGCCCCCAGCUUCUCCUCAGGCCUCCAGGUCCUCUCUGAGUUUCCAUGUCCUUGGGAACGGGCUCUCCAGGCCUUCUUUGCUUUCCCCAUCUCUUCUCUCAGCCCUCUCAAUUGUUCUCAGCCCUGGAUGUGCUUCAGGAUUGCCAAGGAAGCUUUGUAAAAUUCAGAGCCCAGGGACUCAUUUGUCAAGAUACCCAUUUCCAGAUUUUGGACUGUAACCUGGGCAUCUAUGUUUAUUUCCUAUAAAAACAAGAAACUUAUGAUUACUAACACAUGAUGAGCAUGAGACUGUGCUGAGAAAGCAGGAUGGAUGCCACAUUGUCAUAGUAAAGUCAUUUGUCACAUGAUUGGGUCUAAAAGUCUACAAGCACUGGCUAAGAAUGGAAGCAUGCUAUUAAGGACAUGUAAUUUAUUAGCAUCCUCACAGAUCGUCUCCCCAACAUCCUUAAGUGCAGCAGUAUUCAGUAUAAUGUUAUUUAUGUCUGUCCCAAGAUGGACACAAACUGUCAAAGUUUUUGCUUGACAGACAUAUUAAAACUGGAAUCAUAAAAAACCAACCUGGAAAUAAACUCCUGUUAUCAAACCAAGAUGCUUUCAGAGCUAGACUGUCUACAGAACAUGAGCAUUCUAAUAAAGUAGACAUCCAGGUAAUGCUGGUGCCCUGUCUAUUUUUAUUCACAAGCGUGUUGCCUAGAUAUAUAAGACAAGCUGUUUUCUUAAAAAUCUUACUCAAAAUAUUGACCUAAAUUUGACCAACCAAUUCCAAUUAGCUGGACUGAGAGUGACAAGAAGUGUGUUCUUUUCAGUUAAAGAUAUAUCUGCAAUUAUCCUACACCUGCUAAUAUUUUUUCCUUAUAGAGGCAGAUAGGGUGGGUCCUCAGGAAGCCUCACUGUGACAUCCCUUAGCUGUGACUCUGGGGGAUCCCAAGAUUCCCAGACUCUGGAAGGGAGUGCCAUCACUGGCCAUUGAUGGGCUCUGUGCCAACCCUCUAACAGGGUUGCCACUGUGCACCCUGCACAGAGAAAACUUCAAGGGCAGGAACCCACCUAUGACAUCACAGCCAUCCUGUUGCUCUUACGUGUGCUGGAACAAAUCACUGUCAAAUAAAGUGAUGUUUUCAUCACUACAUUACAGUGGUCUUGUCCGGACAUUGUGAUGGAAUGCACUUAGACAGAGGUCAUUUUC
This is a messenger RNA of Sciurus carolinensis (gray squirrel), 5173 nucleotides long. It is a transcript of the gene Prkag3, whose product is annotated as protein kinase AMP-activated non-catalytic subunit gamma 3. The record is from RefSeq and is a predicted model, not a curated record. The coding region runs from base 163 to 1560 and encodes 465 amino acids. The transcript is spliced from 15 exons. NCBI's taxonomy places the organism in Eukaryota, Metazoa, Chordata, Mammalia, Rodentia, Sciuridae.